Panonychus citri (citrus red mite) is the source of this 470-nucleotide messenger RNA. RefSeq lists its product as uncharacterized. Bases 141 to 464 code for a protein of 107 amino acids. The transcript is spliced from 2 exons. The record is from RefSeq and is a predicted model, not a curated record. Lineage: Eukaryota; Metazoa; Arthropoda; Arachnida; Trombidiformes; Tetranychidae.
GCCCCCUCAGGUCAAAAUUCGAAAAUCGAACAAAUUAAUUAACUUGUUAAUUUUUUUAGCGUCAAAAGUUCAGUCGUUUUGUUGUUGUUUUUUUUUCAUUUUUUGGUGACACUUGUUAUUUUUCUCUAUCAAAAAUCGUCAUGGCAUCAUCACAAGUUCCAAAAUUAAGUGAAAUUGAUGAUAUGUGCGAAAAGGAUCAAGAAAUUUGCCUGGAGCUUUACAAUUUACUCGAUUUUUAUACAAAAAUGGAAAGAAAAUUGGAAUCGGCGAAAGCUCAGGAUACUUCUCAUGGAAACACAACAGGUAGUGGUGAAAAUUCAGUGGAUACUUCAACCAAAAAUCACAAUAAUGAUCAUCUAAAUGAAGUUCAUGGCGAUGAACCUGUUCAAUCAAAAAUUCACUCGGAUACUUCCGAUAUUAUUGAUCUUACAGGUGAUGAAGUGGAUACUUCUGGUGAAAUUUGAGUGAGA